Molecule: messenger RNA, 2268 nt
Organism: Hordeum vulgare subsp. vulgare (domesticated barley)
Lineage: Eukaryota; Viridiplantae; Streptophyta; Magnoliopsida; Poales; Poaceae
Product: dihydropyrimidinase
Exons: 13
Coding region: 418-2010 (530 amino acids)
Biological process (GO): pyrimidine nucleobase catabolic process
Cellular component (GO): cytoplasm; cytosol
Molecular function (GO): dihydropyrimidinase activity
Source: RefSeq, a predicted model, not a curated record
AGGAACUUUGUCUAACCACUCGAUGGAUGCUCCCUGAUGAAUAGUAUUAUUCUCACUAGUGAGGAAUUUAGUCUAAAGCACAUGCAGGACUUUGUUCUGGCCAGAGUGUCCGAGAGAAUCAAUCCACAGAAAUCCUCGGCUCUCUUUUACGGCACGCCGUGAAAAUGGCCAUGAUGGAUGAAUUUGCCGUUGGUGCUUGGGCUCUGCAAGUCAACAGGCCCGUGGAGGUGGAGGAGAUCAUCCGGUUAUAGAUUGGGGCCGCACCAGCCAAUCCGGAGCCUUUCUGUUGGACAAGAUACGCUCGCUCCUCUGUCAAAGAGGGAGAAGGCGUGAAACAAACCAACAGGCUAGCACCACUGCUACUCCUACUCUGCUGCGGUUUGCGAGCGGGUCGCGGCUAGCAGGAGUUGGGAAGCCAUGGCUACGCCCUGCCGCAUCCGCGUCCUGUUCGUCCUGCUCGCCGCCGCCGUUGCCGGCGCGGCGUCUCACCCGGCACACGAGUUCUGCGCGGCCGCGGGAGGAGGAGGAGGAGGAGGGGACGGCACGAGGAUCCUGAUCAAGGGCGGGACGGUGGUGAACGCGCACCGGGCGGAGGAGGCCGACGUCUACAUCGAGGACGGCCUCGUCGUCGCCGUCCGGCCCAACAUCCCGGUUGGUGACGAUAAUGUCAAAGUGAUUGAUGCAACCGGAAGAUAUGUCAUGCCAGGUGGAAUUGACCCGCACACCCACCUGGAGAUGGAGUUCAUGGGAACUGUAACCAUAGAUGACUUCUAUAGUGGUCAUGCCGCAGCACUGGCUGGUGGGACUACAAUGCACAUCGACUUUGUCAUUCCAGUAAACGGGAACUUAACUGCCGGCUUGGAAUCCUACAAACACAAAGCAGAAAAAUCUGCUAUGGAUUAUGGAUUUCACAUGGCCAUUACCAAGUGGAAUGAUGAGGUUUCGAGGGAAAUGGAAGUCAUGGUCAAGGAACAUGGGAUCAACUCUUUCAAGUUCUUCAUGGCAUACAAGGGUUCAUUGAUGGUGACCGACGACCUCCUUCUGCAAGGCUUACAAAAAUGCAAAUCUCUUGGUGCCCUGGCUAUGGUUCAUGCAGAGAAUGGGGAUGCUGUUGCUGAGGGACAGCAGCGGAUGAUUGGUCUUGGGAUAACUGGUCCGGAAGGACAUGCUCUCUCAAGACCUCCAGUUUUGGAAGGCGAAGCAACUUCCCGGGCAAUUCGAUUAGCAAAAUUUGUCAAUACACCGUUGUAUGUUGUUCAUGUGAUGAGCAUCGAUGCGAUGGAGGAGAUUGCCAAGGCUAAAAGAGAAGGGCAGAGAGUCAUCGGCGAACCUGUGGUAUCUGGGCUAGUCCUUGAUGAUUCUUGGCUUUGGGAUCCUGACUUCGCAACUGCUUCAAAAUAUGUGAUGAGUCCUCCAAUCCGGGAAGCAGGGCACAAUAAAGCACUUCAAGCUGCUCUUUCAUCAGGAAUAUUACAGCUUGUGGGAACUGAUCAUUGCACCUUCAAUUCCACUCAGAAAGCUUUUGGUUCUGAUGAUUUCAGAAAGAUUCCCAAUGGUGUAAAUGGUAUUGAGGAAAGGAUGCAUAUAAUUUGGGAUAGCAUGGUGGAGACCGGCAAGAUCACUGUCACCGAUUAUGUGAGAGUGACAAGCACAGAAUGCGCCAAGAUCUUCAACAUAUACCCUCGAAAAGGAGCAAUCCUCGAGGGAUCUGAUGCAGACAUCAUCAUCCUGAACCCCAAGAGGAGCUUCGCAAUGGGCGCGCGCACGCACCAUUCUAGGUCCGACACAAGCGUGUACGAGGGCAGAAAAGGAAAGGGAAUGGUAGAGGUCACCAUUUCAAGAGGGCGAGUGGUGUGGGAGGAUGGCAAUCUGAACGCCGUGCCCGGUGCAGGAAGAUACGUCAGGACGCCGCCUUUCGGCUACCUCUUCGACGGCAUCGACAAGUCAGAUGCCGUCUACAGGGCUUCCCUCCGAGCCCCUGUAAGACGUGGUGAGGCUGCUGCUGCUUAACGGCGUGUUCGACGGCUGGUCUCAUUGCCCCCUGACGGUACCACCAUCCUAUCUGGUUCAAGAACAAAUUGCGCCUAAGGUGAACAGCGUCUGCUCCAUAUGUAGCUUCCUUGUACAUACAAUCUGCCUUGUUUAUAUCCAGAUUCAGAGAUGGGUGGAAAUUGUAAAGUUAAUUAUUCAUACAAGGCACUUUUUUUCGUGCAAACAUACAAAUCACAUUUCUGAUUGGGGAGAUUGCAAAUAGGCUCAAGUUCGACA